UAUAGAAAGUGGCUCAGCAAUUGGCAUGUGAAACAUUGGAAGUACAUUAAAGGGUGGCUGAAGGGUAACAUAAGCCGUAUAUGACACGUAGAAUCAGAUAAUUUUAUACAAAUGCGUUUGGUUUGGAUCUGGGGCCCAGGUAAACUAAUUUUUUGGGAAAGGAAUUAGAAUUGAAUUGCUAUGAUGCGCUGAUCUCACUUUUGUACUCUUCUAGACCCAGAGCCCUGCUCUAUCCAUUCCUCUCUAAUCCAAAACGAGACGCCUGAAAGGCAAGGCAAGGACACUGAAGUCCGUGAUCAUCGUCUUUGGAUGAAUCUUGGUGUUAAGAUAAGGAUGGCUGGCAGUCAUGAUUCCAUAACGCAAUGCUCUAAAUUGAUAAUCACGCAACUAAAGUACCACCAUCGGACUUGGAAAGUCCGUUUGACUUAUCAACAACAACACAAACACACCGAUACAAUAUGCCAUGUUUUCCAGGGAGAAGGGCUCCACCAACGGAUCGGAGAACAGGUCUCACGUCUAGGGCCAGAAAACCAAGCCCGAGCGCUCAUUAUUGAGAAGAGCAUCGACAGGAGAGCGAAGAUCGAGCGAGCACAGGUCAGAAAAUAGCACUGGGCGUGAACCAAGGGAACAUCAUCGCAUGGAUGGAUGGAUGAUUGGAUGGUUCAAAGACGGGCUCAACGAGGCUAAACCACUCACCUGAUUGGUUUCCCUCUCAUGCUGACCGACCAUUGACCAGUAACCCGGGGGUGGCUGACUCAUGGCCUUGGUUAUUCAUGGUGUGAUUACCGUGCCUGGCACAGCCUACUCCUCCUAACGCGUCUUCCUCGCCUUCCCCGCCCUCCCCGCCCUCCCUCAUUUCAGUUGAACACUCACCAUGGGCACGGUAGGCCCCGCCAGUUGGGCGGGCCUCACUUGGGAUGCCUUCCUGGCCGACAUCCACUUGGUAGGCGUGACCAUUGAGAACUGGGCCAUCCUGCACAAGACUCACUUUGACUUUUUCACGGAAGACGAACCGCAUUGCGGCCAAAGCCUGUACCUGGAAGUGGCCACGGGCCGAUAUUAUCACAAGGUCUUUGGGCGGACCAUUGGCCAGGGCCAAGUGAGCGCCCAUGACCCGGCCGCCCUUCGAGCUUUGGCCCAAGAUCUCUUCCAGGAUGUGGCCAUUUGUCGCGGAUUCGAUGCCCAGGUCAAGAACGAAACCCAGUCACUCCAAGAGUCUCAUUGGCAUCCCUAUCCCCGAAAAACCAGUCUCAAUUGUCAAGUCGUCUUCAAACUGAACCCAGCCGACGCUGGGCCCCCGGCGGCCACGCCCCUAUUGUGCGCUCAAUGCGCACGGGCCAUCAAGGUCGAAAGCCUCGAGCCACCCGCUCUCAAUGUGAAUGAUUACCUGUCAACGCCGUGGCCCCCCGGUCAGCCUUUCAAGCGAGAGGCCCAUGGUCUAGUGGGGGAUCAGCCUGAACCACCCAAUCCACCGGGUCAUUCCGGAUCAGACCGGGUGAGUGGUCGCCGAGCAUCGCCCCAGCGGAAAGUCCGACUCAAACCGAGCUUGGUCCACUGGACUGAGCCGGACGACGAGGACGCCCUGGACAUGGAGUUGACUUACUCUUCUGAAGACCAUCACGAAGAAACCGAAGAAGAAGAAGAAGAAGAAGAAGAGGAGGCGGAGGAAGAAGCCGAUUUGCCUGCUGGUGCUGGUAAACCCAGGCCACGGCGGAGGCUGAAGAAAUUCAAAAUCGAUCCCAACUCUUCAGGUCGCACUGAGAAUAAUAUUGCCUUGGACCGUGAAGAUGCCGUUCAGCGGCGUCCUCGUAAAGGCCGCACGUGUAAUCACUGCCAUAAGUACUUUAGCAGUGGUAACGGAUAUCGAAAUCAUCGAGCCCGAUUGAGGCGAGACGAGCGACGGCUCUCGUGCAAGCAUUGCGAUAGUUACUACUACAGCUUUUCCGAGCUAGCAGAGCACAUUGUGUCCGCCCAUCGUGACGCACCGAUCAGUUUCCAGGAUCACCUCCAAAACCCGGAAGAGAUUGAGCAAAUGGCCCGUGGCCAUAAAUGUUCCAUUUGUAGCCUCUAUUUUAACAGCCAUGUCUUGGUCUUUCGUCAUAAGGCCUUCUAUCACGAAUUGGGCGAUUUCUUCUGUGAGGCGUGCGAUGAGCACCUGCUCACCUACUAUCACUUGGUGAUGCACAACUACAACGCGCACGACAAGCCCACGCCCUUCUUGGCUCCGCCCGUGGAUGACCUGGUGCGCACGGAGCAAGAGGACGGGAAAAUCAAGUACUCCAAAGAGCAACACAUUUGUCCGGACUGCAAGAAGGUGUUCAAGUACGAUUCGGAUUGGGGCACGCACAUGAAAACCACCCACUCAUGGUGGGUGUUCGAGUGCCAAGACUGUGACGAGAUGUGCCAUUAUGCCAAAGACUUUUCCGCUCACAUUCGUCACUUCCACGGGGACAAUCCUGUGGUCCAUUGUCCCAAGUGCUUCGAAGAGAUCUCGCUCAAGGACAAUCCAGACCACUUCAAUGAGCAUUUCCGACAUUGCGUAAAACGGACGCAAGCCAAGAAACGCGAAAACAUAUCGUUCCAGUGCGACAAGUGCGGCAAGAACUACUCCACUCAAUAUUUGCUUCAGUGCCAUCUCAUGUCCCAUGAGGGCGUGGAAAAGUACAUUUGUGAAAAGUGCGACUAUGGGACUAAUUUGAAAAAGGUCAUGGAGGACCACCAGAAAGCUCACAUGCGGGCCGAAGGUCUGACGCAAGAUAAUAGCGGCACGAAUCUAUUCUUCCAUUGUGAUCAGUGUCCGAAGCGCUUCUCGCGUAAUCUCACCCUCAAUCGCCAUAUCAAAUCCGUGCACGAAGGCAUCAAACGCGUCAUGAAGUGCAAGACCUGUGAUGCCACGUUCAACAGUAGCUCCAUGCUCUACAUUCACAAGAGACGAGUCCAUGGGUUUGUGUCCAACUUGAAUCGGCGAGGUCGUCGACCGCACUGAAUCUCUAUUUGGAAUUGAGAAUACUGAAAUUGGGUUCGCCAACCCCUUCCUUUCAUUUAUGAAUCGAGUUGCAACAGAAAAGGAUUGCUCAAUAUAUUGCCCGUAUUCGAUGUCAUAAAUGAGGAGCGUCUUACUUGUUGUGACUACGCCGGCAAACACCCAGCAUUGGCCGUAUUUCACGGACGCCUGGGUCCUCAUGAACUCUUCUAGGAUGGCCACACUGCCCGUCCACUCGAAAGGUUUGGUUCCAUCCCCAUAGUUCCCGUCCCAUCGUCCCAUUAAUAGCCCAUCUUCAUCUAAAGCGUUGACCUGGAUGACAGCGAAGCAAAAUGAGUUUCGGGAAAUGGCUCGCGUCACUUGCACGGGAUCGGCUCGAUCUGCAUCCUUGAUUUUGGCCUUCGUUUCCAAGAUGUGGCACACCGCUGGCAAAACCGAGUCCCGAAAUUGACCAAAGAUCCACGGACGGCCUUUGACACGGUUAUGGCUGCCACCGUAAAUCUUGCCCACUUCGUUCAAGACGAAUUCUUCCCUCUCGGCCGCCUUUGGCAAAUACACGGAGUCGUCUGGAAGGCAGGACAAUCAAAAAAAAAAAGAAAAAAAAAGAGUCCUUGGGUGGAUUGGUCAAGUUCAUAUCAGGUAUUAUGCGUACUGGCGUGAAAGGGGUUGAAUAGCAUGUAGAUGGGGUCCGAGUGAGUGUGUCUGAGUUUCUGGCUCCAUCGGUUCUCAUACCAUGUGUCGAUGUAGAGCCGCCAAAGCCCCACAGGCAAGUCUGCGGGCGUGAAAAUCCUCACCUCCACGUUUGGACCGGAUUUGCGAAUGAAUCUGGCUCGCCAACCAGACAUCUCGCCUCCAGAAGUUGUGUCGUCGGCGUGUUCCAAUUGAAAGACCCCUUUGGUUCCUUUAGGAGUACUUGGGUGGCUACCAAAUUCAAAUGUGAAUUUGAUGCUAUCCCGAUUGGGAUCGUAAUUCCGUUUCUGGCAGACCAGGUUGACUGUGAAGGGCUCUCCACGGCGAAGAACACUGGCUUGUCGAGUUUGAACCAAUUCGUAGGUGGAAGUGGCGUGUUUCGACGCAUUUUCCCUGACGUUGAAGUCCACACCAUCUAUUUCUAAGACGUGUCCAGCGCUCAA
Molecule: messenger RNA, 4116 nt
Organism: Tigriopus californicus
Lineage: Eukaryota; Metazoa; Arthropoda; Copepoda; Harpacticoida; Harpacticidae
Product: zinc finger protein 93-like
Exons: 2
Coding region: 875-2986 (703 amino acids)
Source: RefSeq, a predicted model, not a curated record